AUGAAGGAAAAUCUAUAAAUUAGAAAGACACACCAAUUAGUGAUUGUCUCUCUUUUAUUAAUCUAGAUCUCAUUGACCAAAGCACAAAGUUUCUAAGAUUAAAGGGAACUAAAUGCAAUAGUAAUGAGUUCUAACUUUUUGGAAAUAAAACAAGAUAUUGGUUUGUAAAGUCAAUACUCUGAAGUUGAAUUAGUUAGAAGUCAAGAUAGCAUUAGAAUAUUAGAUGAUGAUGGUCCUGAUGGUCCUCCCAUUGCUGUAAUGGUGAUUCCACCACUAUUUUUUGGAACCUUUUUCUUAAUAAUACUGACUAUUUGCUGGGCUAGUGCUUGCUGCAAAUACUAAUUCAUUAAUGGCUUUAGAAGUACAGUCUGUAGAAGAAAUAAAUGCUGCAAGAAGAAAAUGCCAAGAUAUGUUAAAUAGCACUCAGAGUUCUAAAAAGCUCAGCAAAGAGGAGUAGUUGGACCUCCUGAUAUGAACAUUAUGAGGAUGGUCGCAAGCAGCGUGCCAAUAAUGAAUGGCUUAAAUCCAGCCUAAAUAGGAAUCGGUGUUGCUCCAUAAAACAUGGCUAUUAAUGGCUAAAUGAACAUGAUGUAUCCUUAACAAAUGAUGAUGGGUCCUCCAGGUAUGAAUAUUGGAAGUAUGCCAGCUGGUAGUGCGCCUUCCUUAUUAGAUUAUUAAGCUGCAUAGAUGCGCUAAGACUAAGCUGAUCAUAUGCGUCACAAUAUGCAUGCACAGCACCAAAUGCAUGGUUAACCACAUUUUGGAGUAAACCAUCAUGUUUAAUAACCUAUUUCGUAAUUUAAUAGUAUGCAGCCAUAAAUCCAUACCGCCCAUAUAAGUGCAGGAAUGGGACACCAUAUGAACUCUAAUCCAACACAUAUGAUGAAUACUCAACUUUAAGCAUCGAAGAAUACUCACUAACAUAAGAAUAGAGACAAUCAUCCAGAUGGUAAUGAUGAUUAUGACCCUACAGCAGGAUUUGACGACGUCUAAAUUAACAAUAUUCAAUAAAAUGAAGUUUAUGAAUGA
Messenger RNA from Stylonychia lemnae, 1029 nucleotides. The record is from the annotation of a GenBank genome assembly. Lineage: Eukaryota; Ciliophora; Spirotrichea; Sporadotrichida; Oxytrichidae.